CAGGAUUCAUAUCGCCUUCCAGAGGGUAUAAAGCGGAUUGCAUAUGAUGCUGAUACGCAGAAGUACACUUUCCGCGACCGCUCUGGUCAGCUAUACCAGAACCCCUCAGGAGAGAUGUAUGGCAUUCUGAAGGCUGUGUCAGCGCCUGCCACUCCUCGGCGCAGUGCACAACCACUUACAUCAAGCAUUGCAUACCUAGAACGUAGAGAUCCUGCCCUAAUUCGCGCACGUUCUGUCAAACGCCCCGCAAAGACUUUCGAUGAUUUCCUUCCCCCCGAAUACAUCACCAAUGCGGCGGCGGAGGACUCAAAUUCUGCACCCGGCUCUCCCAGCGAAGAGAUCGCCCGGGUGACCCGGAAACCUACGCUACCGAAGAUGCAAAGAGUCGUGGCGGUCGUGCGUCGCCGCUCG
This is a messenger RNA of Suillus paluster, 411 nucleotides long. RefSeq lists its product as uncharacterized. The transcript has 2 exons. The record is from RefSeq and is a predicted model, not a curated record. The annotation marks the transcript as partial. NCBI's taxonomy places the organism in Eukaryota, Fungi, Basidiomycota, Agaricomycetes, Boletales, Suillaceae.